CCGCACAGGCAACAACGCGAUUCGUCGAAUGACAUGCAGUACUUCAUUUUGUGUCCGCGCAGCGGUCGUAAAAUUUUGUCUCUCCAUCGGUCCCUGUACUAUCGGCCAAUGAUGGAACGGGAAACGGGCGGAAGCUGUCUAACAUGCCCGCGGAAGCCUUUGAACUUUUACCAGAUUGCAACGGCCGAGGACAGCAAGCUGAACAUUCUUGGGAUUUUAAGUCAGCACUUUUGGUUCCAGGAGAAUGACCUGCUGGAACGGAGUGACAUCAUCUGCAAGGUGUGCUGGGAGAAGGUCAGCGAGUUUCACGAGUUUUACCUAGAGGUCGAAAAGCUGCACAAUCGGACCGAUCCGGUUCCGCUGCCGGUGUUUGUUAAGGAGGAGGAUGAGUAUGUGGAAUAUCCCGACGAGGAGAGCAAACCUACGUUGGAGGAUAUAAAGGUAGAACCGAUGGUUGAGGUCAUUGAGGAAUUGUCUGAAGCUGGACAGGACAGUGAGUCAGAGUUUGAGUCUUCGAGCAGGGAUGAUCAGUCUGACUAUGAACCAGAACCGGAGGAGGAAAUGCCCCGGCAGAAGCGUAAAUAUACGCGUAGAACGCCCGGUGAGAAGGUCAAGAAGGAACGCAAGGAGCCCUAUCCGUACGCGCCAAAAUCGACGGAGGAGCGUGAAGAAGAGGACAAAUUCAUUCGGCAGCAUGUACGAUACGUUUGUGAGGAAGACAAUUGCAACGUAGAGUUUGAACAUUUCCAUGUCUUUCAACGGCACUGCCUCCAAACGCACAAGAAGGAAGGCUUCAUCACGUGUUGCGGUAUUCGGCACAGAAAGCGUUCGGUUUUGCUUCAACACGUCCAGCACGCGCUCAAUCCGGAUGCCUUCAAGUGCGAAAUCUGCGGCAAGUCGUACAAGAAUCGUUUCGGUUACAACCGGCACAAGAAGGAGAGUCACGCAACGGAAGAAGAACGGGCGUUCAAGUGUCACCGCUGUACAAAGUCGUUUAUCAAGGAGGGAGCACUGAAGCGACAUCUGGCUGAUCACGAAACCCUGGACAACGGAACGGCCAAGUGCGAAACGUGCGGCAAGUGUUUCAGCAACAUCAACAUCCUGAAGAACCACGUCAAGUAUCGACACCUGAAGCAGACGGAGUACAUUUGCGACGUCUGCUCGAAAGGCUUUUAUAUGCGAUCAACCUUCAUGACCCACCGGAAGACGCACGAAGUUCCAGCCGAGCAGCUGCGUAAACAGUGCCCAAUUUGUUCCAAGUGGUGCAAAAACCACGAUUACUGGCGCGUCCACGUCCGACGUCACAAGAACGAGGGCGAGCUGAGUUGCGACGUUUGCGGGCACGUUUCUCCAAACCUGAUGGCACUGAAGGCGCACAAAUCACGGAUGCACACAGGGCCGCGCGUUUUCCCGUGCACCAUGUGCGGAAAGGAGUACGCCCGGGCCAUCACGCUCAAGGAACACGUAGCUGCGGCGCAUACGGGCGAUGUUCUGUACAAGUGUCCGCACUGCGCUAAGACGUUCAAUUCGAGUGCCAACAUGCAUUCGCACAGGAAGAAGAUGCACCCGAAGGAGUGGCUGGAGCAACGGUUGGCAAAGUACGGCAACAGGGACGCUGUGGUCCAGUCAGCUGGUCAACAGUCUGAGCAAAGCAGUAGCGUGGAAUUUCCCGCGGACGGCAUCACUCAGAUGCAUUGAACUUGCAGCUAGCCGAUUGUCGUACGCUCGUACGAGUUGAACAUUAUGUUGUAAAUAAAGACGUUGAUAACCAU
Culex quinquefasciatus (southern house mosquito) is the source of this 1772-nucleotide messenger RNA. RefSeq names its product transcription factor grauzone. Gene Ontology annotation, biological process: regulation of transcription by RNA polymerase II. The transcript has 3 exons. Lineage: Eukaryota; Metazoa; Arthropoda; Insecta; Diptera; Culicidae. Gene Ontology annotation, cellular component: nucleus. The record is from RefSeq and is a predicted model, not a curated record. Gene Ontology annotation, molecular function: DNA-binding transcription factor activity, RNA polymerase II-specific; zinc ion binding; RNA polymerase II transcription regulatory region sequence-specific DNA binding. The coding region runs from base 34 to 1698 and encodes 554 amino acids.